Molecule: messenger RNA, 2042 nt
Organism: Dichomitus squalens LYAD-421 SS1
Lineage: Eukaryota; Fungi; Basidiomycota; Agaricomycetes; Polyporales; Polyporaceae
Product: ankyrin
Exons: 7
Coding region: 28-1779 (583 amino acids)
Biological process (GO): RNA processing
Molecular function (GO): RNA nuclease activity; RNA binding; protein binding
Source: RefSeq, a predicted model, not a curated record
CCCAGCCGUCCUCCCCCGCCUCCCACCAUGGCCGAGAAGGAUGCCUGCGCCCGCCUCCGCAGGGCUGUAAAAGAGAACAACCUCUUUCUCGUCAAACGACUCAUCAAGCGCACGGACAUGCGCAAUCCCGACCCCUCCGUCAAACGCUACACUUCGCUCGCAUGGGCCGCCAUCCUAGGACACGAGGAGACGUUUGAGUUCCUCCUCAGCAGCGGGCACGACGAUGACCACGAAUACAGCAAGGACUCAGAAAACAACACCAUCCUCUUACUGCUUGCUGAUGCACGACCGCCCCCAUCCGACCCCCACUCUAAGGGCCCCUCAGAACAAGACUUCCUUGGGGCCACCCUCCGAAUGGCCCGGAUGUACAUUGACCGCUAUCCCGAGGUCCUCGACUGGGCCAACAUCGAAGGGAAGACGGCACUGCACGUUGCAGCGCAAAAGGGCAACGAGGAGCUCGUUCGGAUGCUUUGCGAUCACGGCGCAGACUUUGACCUGGCCGAUAACGAGGGGAAUACUCCGCUACAUUAUGCGAGCGCCUGGGGUAACGUUACGAUCGUCCAGCUGCUGAUUGAGCGCGGAUGCCAAUACUCGGCGCGGAACAACCAAGGGUUCACGCCCUCGGAUUAUGCAUACUCAAUAAGUACGCGAGAUGCUCUGCAAGAUACAGCUCGAAUACAAUUUGAAAACAACAAGAAGGCCAGGCGGAACGUGUACCAGCAGGCCGCCGUUCGGGGCAACGAGUGGAAUGGCCCGGCGAAUAUGCAAGUAUACCCUCCAUCACCGAGGGAGCAUGCCCAUUUGCAGAACGGUUCCGUACGGGUGAGGAGCGGUUCAGGGACCAGCCAUACGACGACGACAUCCAACAGCGGCGACCUGCUCGAUGGGCAUGUGGCGCAGCAAGCCCCCUCGCGGUUCUGGUCGUCACCAUCACGACGGCCUGCACCGUUACCCUCGGGGUCGCACUCUCCCGGACACCCGGGACAUCCUUCAGCGAGCUCAACAAGUAGUACAUUUGGAUUCGCCUCGUCACCCGUCUCGCAACCCAACUCCGCCACCCUCCUUCCCAAUGUCAAUUCCAAUCCUGCGUCCGCUUUGUCACCGAUCGCAACACGAAUGCGAGAACGGGAUGCGGAUGCGAUGGAGAAGUACAAGCUGCGACAACGUAGCGGGAGCGCUACGACCGCAUCGACAGACAGCCCGUCGCAGAACGAGUCUGCGUCUCCGCCCGCACCACCACCGAAAGACACGGACGAAGUCUCCGCGCUCUCAUCAAUAGGCACGAUCGGCUCCGUCGCGCCCCGGCGUCGAUUACGGCCGUCCGCCUCCGCGGCGCAGCUGCGGACGAAUCCCCAGCCGCUGACGAUACCGACAAGUCAGGGGGAGCCCCGAAGCCGCUCGGGGACGAGCCCCGCGAUGCUCAAGCCGACGCACAACCUCCCUUCGCCCCCGGGCGAGUCGUCCGCGCUGCCCACCCCGACGCAGAACUCGACCGCGCCGCGGCCGAGCAUACAGCGCUCGGGGAGCUCGCAGCCGCCGGUCGGCGGCAACGGCAACGGCAACGACUACACGGGGCCCCCGAGCGAGUAUGCGCGGUUCCCGCCGCCGCCGAUGACGGAGGAGCCGGAGCGGGCGUCGACGCCGACCACGGCGACAGCGCCUACGCACACGCGGCGGUUACCGUUCAAUUUGCUGUCGUCGCACAAGAACAGCAUGGAUUCGCACGUUUCGAGUGGGGGGCAUCGGAGAAACGCGUCUGUGAACGCGGUGGUCAGGUAGGGAUGCGCAGGCUCCAGGGGCGGGUCGCUGUGCGUGGUCAGGGUGGCUUCUCCUCCCCGCAUGUACAGUACUCGGUUCGGCGGGUGUUCUUGGCGAGUCAUGGGGGGUGUAUUCUUGACGUUUGCUGCACGCGGGUGCUGGAGGUUACUUAUUCGCAAGGGGUGGGGUGUUGUAUGUACAAGUCGCAUUCGCUGUGUACCUUGCUCUGUUGUGCAUUGAUCCGUACGUGUAACCACGCGGGCUUGCUGGAUGCCGUAUUGUAU